This is a messenger RNA of Fragaria vesca subsp. vesca, 944 nucleotides long. RefSeq lists its product as uncharacterized. The transcript has 2 exons. NCBI's taxonomy places the organism in Eukaryota, Viridiplantae, Streptophyta, Magnoliopsida, Rosales, Rosaceae. The record is from RefSeq and is a predicted model, not a curated record. Bases 146 to 703 code for a protein of 185 amino acids.
GCUACUAUGUGAAUCAGCACAAUGCCAGAUAUAAAAUCAGGCACCACCUGAUUGAAUUUUAGGACGUGCUCAAUGAACAUCGAAAAGUCUUUGUUCCUAGUAUUGUUUAAUUGUGAACUUAUUAAUUCUCUCAAGAGUUGUGUGUAUGAAUGUAUCUAUAAAUCUGAAUCUUCGUCUAUUGCAGUCUCUGCGCAUAUUGGUAUCUACAAGCAGCAACAUUUCUGAAGUGAGUGCAGUUCAGUUCGUUCAACAUACUUUCUUAUUUCUACUUCUCUUAUUUUCACAUUAUGCUCGACAUAUAGCUUCGAUUAACCUCUCGGUCGUAUUAAUUUUUAGAUUGAUAGCUAGCAUGGAAAGUAUUCAAGUUGGCUCCAAUACACUUAAUCUGGAACUUCUUAUUAACCGCAACAACUAUAAGAAGUGGAGAUUACAGGUAAAAACUUAUUUGUUGUCAGAAGAUCUAUGGGAUGUUGUAGAAGCAAACACGGAACCUCCAAAACUAGAAGAUGAUCAAGCCGGUUAUAAGGCUUGGACCAAAAAGAAUGCCAAGGCUUUACACACAAUCCAAUGCUCAUGCGGGCCGGAGAUGUUUCCUUUUAUAAGCGAAACUGAAUCGGCCAAAACUGCCUGGGAGGCUUUGGAACAAGAGUGCAAGGUUUUGCAAGAGAGGCCGAGGGACUCGAAGGUACAAUCGUCCUUCUAAGUGCGCGGGCGUGCCAACUCCCGGCCUGUUGGCCAAGCGAGGUUUUUGAUUAAUUUUGCGCCUGAUCUGACUUCUCCCAAGUGAUUGUAGACCGAGGAAGGAACCGUCUCGGCCGUUGGGUAGAGCCUUUGUUGCAAGGACUUUCGGCAUUUUCACCGAUGUUUCUCCUCUUUUUUUUGUGAUUUUUUGUAUAAGUUUGCGAGAAUUAAAGUGCGAAAAGUAAAAGAACAAGAAUCUAAAA